CAUGACCCAUCCUCCACAUCCGCUCACUAAGACUACGCAGUCUAUACCAAGACAUGGCAGACACAUGCAUCGUGUGUCUGGGUGACCUUCAACAACACACGUCACGUGACGAAGAUCCACCGCCCGGAGCACCCGCCACGCGCAUCGAGACUGAGACGGCUGGCGAUGACGCCAAGGUUACCACGAAGUCCAUUGCGAAAAGUGCCGACACGGAUGCCGAAGACGUUGCCCACUUAUUACCAUGCAAACACGAUCUACACCAUGCUUGUCUCAAGCCGUGGGUGGAGCGCGCGAACAGCUGUCCUAUCUGUCGAACUGUCUUCAACAUGGUCGAGGUCAGCCAUGCUGUCGGAGGACCGUGCAUUGAUAGCUAUGCAGUCCAGGAUAAAACACAAGAGGCGGACAUCGACCCGGGCAUAAUAGUCGAAGAGGACGAGCUCUUCGCCGUGGAGGCAUUCGAGCCAUGUCUCAUAUGUGGUAUCCUCGACGACGGCCACGGCGUCAUGUACUGCGACGGGUGUGACAAGACUGUCCACGUCUUCUGUGCUGGACACGACGAUGCCCCAGAUAUCUGGUACUGUGAGACAUGUCUUGCCGACCUCGAGAACGAUGCAGACCUUCCCGGGCUCGCCGCUGCCACUCGGAGGGGACCUCGGGCACGCAAUGCCAACCGCAAUGCCAACGGAGGACGCGCGAUCCCGCGCAGACGUCGCAACAACGAUGUUACUUGGGCUCGAGUCUGGCAAGAAGUGUCGCGCCGCCUUGAUCUGGACCUUGACUUUCCCUUCGACGAGGAGGUCGACGAGCGCCAAUUCGCAGCCCAACGCCAGGAGUUUGCACGCUGGCAGGAAAGAUUUGCCGUCGCCGGUCCCAAUCGGAAUCGCCUCCGAGUCGUUGCACAAGCUAAUCUGCAGUCACGUAAUGAGCCAGAGUCUCAAGAGGAACUGCGUGCUUGGAACGCAUUUGAAAAGGCACGAGACUCCCAAGAAGCACCUCGAGAAGUCAGACGUCGCAAGCGCCGUGCGACGCAGUCCCCGGCAUCUCCAAGUGAGCCACAGCAGCCAGCUGAGCAGCCACAGCUGAAAAGGCCGCGACUCCGGCGUCCGCGCGCUACUGAUCAGCCCGAAUCGUCUGCCGCUGCGGCAAGGCGACGAGGAGAGGGUCCAACCUUUCUCUCGUCUCUUCUGCGAGAGGUGGAAAACAAGCCUGCGUCCGCGACUUCUCCGGCUACAUCUGACCAUGCUCUUGGACACUUCUCCCCUCGACAAACAUCACCUAUGCACUCACCAGCAUCUUCGGAGGUGGGCUGCCCUACGGCUAUUACCCCUCCGCCACACCGACCGUCCUCGCCACCGCUCUCGUCGACAAUCAUACCCGCGAUGUCUCCGAUCGGCGCAACGUUCUCACCUUUCUCCCCGAUCGCAGCAAAUAGAGAUGAUCCAGAACACGGGACCAGCUCUCGACAUCGUGGCCGACGCCAUCGUGGCGCGGACGACGAAGAUGAACGGAACGAGGCAUCGUCUGAUGACCGAGCUGGAUCGCAUUCACCUUCUCGAAACCUCUCGUACCCCGCAAAAGAGGAGAUUCAGCGCAUGGUCAAGGUGUCAUUGAAGCCACGCUAUGCCGACAAAGAGAUUGACAAAGAUCAAUAUACGGAUAUCAACAAGUCUGUAUCCCGAAAACUAUAUGAGCUUGUUCGUGAUGCAACUGCGCUCGCGAAUCAAGCGGAACGCGAGCGAUUGCAAGGCGUCGCCAACGAUGAGGUAGCGAAGGCUGUAGCAGCCUUCAGAUCUGCGCCUGCUGGCGACACGACAACAGAUGCGUCGGACUGACCUGCGGGAUGAAUGACGGAAUUUCAACAGCGUAUAGCAUGGAGUUUGCGGGUUGGGAGGCGUUACGAUGUGAAUGACGCGAUGACAUGGCAUACCUUCGUACUGUAUAUAUACGUAUAUACAGUGAGGACGAACAAUCUUGUGACCAGAAACCGCC
This is a messenger RNA of Sphaerulina musiva SO2202, 1989 nucleotides long. RefSeq lists its product as uncharacterized. The record is from RefSeq and is a predicted model, not a curated record. The transcript is spliced from 2 exons. Bases 54 to 1832 code for a protein of 592 amino acids. Lineage: Eukaryota; Fungi; Ascomycota; Dothideomycetes; Mycosphaerellales; Mycosphaerellaceae.